AUAAACUCUUCGGGAAGCGGCUGCUCCAGGCCGGGCGCUACAUCAUGUCCCACAAGGCCUGGAUGAAAACGGUGCCCACGGAGAACUGCGACGUGCUGAUGACAUUCCCGGACAGCACGGAUGACCACACGCUGCUGUGGCUGCUGAACCACAUCCGCCUGGGUAUCCCCGAGCUGAUCGUGCAGGUGCGGCACCACCGGCACACGCGUGUCUACGCCUUCUUCCUCACCGCCACCUACGAGAGCUUGCUGCGCGGGGCGGACGAGCUGGGGCUGCGCAAGCCGGUGAAGGCGGAGUUCGGGGGCGGCACCCGCGGCUUCUCCUGCGAGGAGGAUUUCAUCUACGAGAACAUCGACAACGAGCUCGGCUUCUUCAGCUCCCAGGAGCGGCAGAGCAUCAUCCGCUACUGGCUGGAGAACCUGCGGGCCAAGCAGGGCGAGUCCCUGCACAACAUCCACUUCCUGGAGGGCCAGCCCAUCAUCCCGGAGCUGGCCGCACGGGGGGUGAUCCAGCAGCUGUUCCCGCUGCACGAGCAGAGGAUCCUCAAGCGCCUGAUGAAGUCCUGGGUGCAGGCGGUGUGCGAGGCGCAGCCCCUCGAUGACAUCUGUGACUAUUUUGGGGUGAAGAUCGCCAUGUACUUUGCCUGGCUGGGCUUCUACACCUCGGCCAUGGUGUACCCGGCCGUGUUCGGCUCCAUCCUCUACACCUUCACCGACAGCGACCAGACCAGCCAGGACAUCUCCUGCGUGGUCUUUGCCAUCUUCAACGUCAUCUGGGCCACACUGUUCCUGGAGGAGUGGAAGCGCCGCGGCGCCGAGUUCGCCUACAAGUGGGGGACCCUGGACACCCCCGCAGAGUCCCUGGAGGAGCCACGGCCCCAGUUCCGGGGCACCAAGCGGAUCAGCCCGGUGACCAGCGCUGAGGAGUUCUAUUACCCGCCCUGGAAGCGCCUCCUUUUCCAGAGCCUCGUCAGCCUCCCCAUCUGCCUGGCCUGCCUCACCCUCGUCUUCCUCCUCAUGCUCGGCUGCUUCCAGCUCCAGGAGUUGGUGCUCAGCAUCCAGGAGCUGCCGCGCGUCCUUCGCUUCCUGCCCAAAAUCAUCCUGGCUGUCAUUGUCACCACCUGUGAUGAGCUCUACAAGAAAGUGGCCUUGUGGCUCAAUGACAUGGAGAAUUAUCGGCUGCAGAGCGCCUACGAGAAACACCUCAUCAUCAAAAUGGUCCUGUUCCAGUUCGUCAAUUCCUACCUGAGCCUUUUCUACAUCGGAUUCUACCUCAAGGACAUGGAGCGCCUCAAGGAGAUGCUGGCCACGCUGCUGAUCACGCGGCAGUUCCUGCAGAACGUGCGGGAGGUGUCGCAGCCGCACCUGUACCGGCGGCUCCGGCGCGGCGAGCUGAGCGUGCGGAGCCUGCGGGAGCUCGGGCGGGCCCUGCUCCGCCUGCUCGCCCCGCGGCCGCCCCCGCACGGCCCUGCGGAGCGCGGCGAGAAGAAAUGCCUGAACGGCGGCUGCGGCGUGCCCGAGGAGGAGGAGGAGGAGGCGGCAGGGGAGGAAGAGCGGCGCGGCUCGGACUCGGAGGAGGAGAGCGCGCUGGACUGCGGGCUGAAGCUGAAGAAGGUGAGCUUCAUCGAGCGCGCCGAGCGCCGCGCCGAGCCCGCCGGCACCGAGGACGAGCCCUUCCUGGAGGAGGGCAGCCCCACCAUGGUGGAGAAGGGCAUGGACCCCGCGGCCGUGUUCGAGCUCUGCGAGGACGAGGAGGAGGCCGAAGCGCAGCCCGGCAGCCCCGGCAGGGCGGCGGAGCCGGCGGUGCUGGCGAGGAGGAGGAGGAGGGAGGAGGAGGAGGGCGAGGAGGAAGGGAGGAAGCGCAACCGCGCCUCGUGGAUCGACCCCCCCGAGGAGGAUUACUCCACGCAGCUGACCCAGGCUGAGGUGGAGAGCUGCAUGAAGAAGUAUGAGGACACCUUCCAGGACUACCAGGAGAUGUUCAUCCAGUUUGGCUACGUGGUGCUGUUCUCCUCGGCCUUCCCGCUGGCGGCCGCCUGCGCGCUGCUCAACAACGUCCUGGAGAUCCGCAGUGACGCCUUCAAGCUCUGCACGGGCCUGCAGAGACCCUUCGGGCAGCGCGUGGCCAGCAUCGGCCACUGGCAGAAGGUAAUGGAGGCCAUGGGCGUCCUGGCCAUCAUGGUUAACUGCUACCUGAUCGCUCAGUGUGGGCAGCUGCAGCGCCUCUUCCCUGGGCUCAGCCCCCAGGCCGCCAUCGUCUGCGUUGUGGUGCUCGAGCACUUCGCCCUGCUCCUCAAGUACGUGAUCCAGGUGGCCAUUCCCGACAUUCCCGCCUGGGUGGCCGAGGAGAUGGCCAAGCUGGAGUACCAGCGCCGCGAGGCCUUCAAGAAGCACGAGCGGCAGGCCCAGCACCAUUUCCAGCAGCAGCAGCGCCGCAAGCGCGAGGAGGAGGAG
This is a messenger RNA of Zonotrichia albicollis (white-throated sparrow), 2453 nucleotides long. NCBI's taxonomy places the organism in Eukaryota, Metazoa, Chordata, Aves, Passeriformes, Passerellidae. The record is from RefSeq and is a predicted model, not a curated record.